This is a messenger RNA of Cyphomyrmex costatus, 4584 nucleotides long. Its product is annotated as inner centromere protein. The record is from RefSeq and is a predicted model, not a curated record. Lineage: Eukaryota; Metazoa; Arthropoda; Insecta; Hymenoptera; Formicidae. Gene Ontology annotation, biological process: microtubule cytoskeleton organization. Bases 419 to 3781 code for a protein of 1120 amino acids. The transcript is spliced from 17 exons. Gene Ontology annotation, cellular component: microtubule cytoskeleton.
UGAUUACGCGAGCAUCGGUCGAAUCCUCUUGCUUUGCUCAGACGAUACCUUUCGCUUUCAACAGCGAUUCGUUCGCAACACAUGAACGUUUAAUCAGCCUUUCGCGGGGAUUACUUCGUUAGCUCGGACGUUUAUCGGUCGUAAACGGGAACGGCGAAUAACUUGGUGCAAUUGCGAGUCGGUGUAGGCAGCCAAGUGGAAUCUGGACGCUUCGCCUUCUCGUCGAAGUACCCCCUCGCAUCUCCUCAGGGAUUGUCAUAGCCGAGUUUUAUUAUACGUUCCGGGACGUGAGUAACGUCAUUACGAUGUAACGCCAUAGAAACCGUCAUGCCAGACGAGGAUUGCUCGCAUUUCCACUCGGGACAUUGCAGCGGCCGUAAGCACGUGUGUCGACACUGACGGUCAAGACCCGGAUGAUAUGGGAGCUGGCAAAAUGAAUAGAGAGAUUCCCAGCAGCACCCUCGCGACUUUGAGAGGGAUUCUGGUGAGCUCGUUGUCGAGGGAAAACCUCGGCCCGCAUGAUCUUCCCAUUCACGAGCAUACGAGGCAACGAUCGGCCAGAAAAGUACAUUUUCAUGAAGCUGGAGCCGCUCCUGAGGAAACUAACCAAAGGUCCAGUUCUGCACACAAUCGCCACUCUCUCACGAAGGAGCAAACGAUGCACUGGUUCGCCCAGAUUGGUGGUGACGACUCUCUCUCUUUGACAGAUGUGAAGCGCCCGCGAAGUCUCUACGACGAGGACUCCCUCGACGGCGAUCGUCCUUACGACAAUGAAGGACGGGAGUCGACGGGAAGCUCGAAGGAGUUGGACAGGGCGAAGCUCGUCCGCGAGAGACAGAACGAGGAGCGGCAGCGGAAAUUGGAGGAGCUCAGGCAGCAGGCUCUCGCCGCGCAACGCUUCCGCGAACAGCGUGAGGAAGAGCGACGAAGACGCAUCGAUGAACUCAGAUCGCGUGAUAACGACAGACGGAAUCAAGUCGAAGAGAGAAAACGGCUGAUAUGCGAGGCGGAACGAGAGAGACGGGAGGCUAUCCUCCGCAAAAAUCAGGAGAGGGAGGCACGUAUCGAGGCAAAGAAGAGGAAUGAGAGGUCGCACAUCGUUUUCGCAUUUGGCAGCUCCACACCGAGAAUGCUGGAGCCCGCCGAUACUGGCGGCUCUACCUUCUGGGGCACCCGCAGGGCCACCUCCACCACAAAUGUCAUGAUGUUUUCUGCUGCGCAGCCACUUACUAGGCGAUCCUCCGAGAGGGAAUUGGAUGGCAGCAAAAAACGGGCCACUUCCGCUGGUGGACUCGACCGGAAACCGGGCGAAGAUAUGAGAAUGUCCUCGUCCAUGUACGAGGUAUUCAAUUGGAAUUCUAGCCCCGAUCCCCCCUUAACUCCUGCCAAGCAUAAGAGAGCCAGCCUCUCUCUGCCCCCCACAACUGACAUCUUUGCCGUCGAUGAUAAGUCCGAUAGCGACACUAGGCGUCCCAUGAUUCAGCGGGUUGCCAGUGGUGAUGAUAGCGACGGUGGCACGCCCAGCACCCCGACCUCGGUUUACCUACGUGUGAACAGGAGACGCACCGACCUCAUGCCGACGAUACCGUCCCCGCGCGACGGCCCGCCGUCGACGGCACGCAGCUCCAGCGCCAAGGCCUUCACACGUUCGCCAGGUAGGACUUACUCCAUGUCCAGGCUGGAUCAGCUGGCGCAGCCUAGGAAACGCACGAUCGAGCAACAACUUGGCACGUUGGCGGAGCAACAGCAGAGCCAGCCUCUGCAGAGCGCUUCUAGCAUGAGUCGCAGCAUGUCGCACUUGGCCGCGCCCGGAGGAGCCAAGAGUCUAAAACGCUCCGAUAACUCGCGUAGCAUGGGCACGCUACCGGGCGCGGCACCUAUGCCCAGACCCACUCGCGCCGAAAGAUUACGCCGAAAGGCUCGCGAGCACCAGCAGACCCAACAGCAACAAGGUAUCCGUAGCGGCGAAGUGACACCCAACAGCCCGUCCCGACCGCACAGCUCCAUGAGUCAACAGAGUGCCAGCAGCGUGGGCAGCAGUAACGUCAAUCUGCGUAUCCGCACGGCCGCGUCGCGCCGACCGCGACCAGCUUCUAUUGCCGGUACCGGUGUCUCGGUCACAGAAAAACACAAUCUGGUGGACAUGAAAUUAACGAAGGAUUCAAAGCCACCACUGCCAAAGGUCCAUAGCACUCCAAAGAAACCUUCAAUACCCAAAGUCGCGGAAGUGAGGAAGCCGACGGAGAAAUUAAUCAAGAACGCCAAGUCCUCACCGCGAAUAACUCCGAAAGCGACACCCCUACAGAGUCCUGGAGCUGAGCACGCACCAUUCAUUCGCGAAACUAACGUGGAGAUCAUAAAGCAAGAUGAAAAUAAAGAGACGCAGAAUGUGAAAUCGGAGGAUAAAAAUGAGGAAAAGAAGGAUCAGGGUAGCGAAAAGACACAGGAAGCGAACGUUGUCGAAUCUAUAACUAAUAAUACAAAGAUAGCGACAGAACCUGUGUUGGCAAGCAAACAAGUUAAAGACGAGACUAAUUUAAUGCAAGAAAAUCUAUCAGGUGCUAUUGCGGAAGAACCGCCGAAAGUCGUUAAAAAAGAAGAGAACAAGCAGGAGAAGAAAUCGCCGGAGAUAACUGAAAUCAAGCUUGAAGGUGAAGCAGACGAACAAAUUGACAUGUCAGCUUCAAUGAUCGCGAAAAUCAGAAUCACCACCGAAGAGGAAGCAAAAGCCGCUUUGGCUGAGCGUAGAAGAUUAGCUCGAGAACAAGCGGAACGAGAAGCGGAAUUAGAGCGACAGCGACAGGAGGAAGAAGCACGUCUAGAAGCUGAAAGAUUGCGCGCGGAGGAAGAAGAACAACGUCGUCUGGAGGAAGAAACUAUACGCUUAGCUAAUGAAGCUCGAGAAGCCGAAGAACAGCGAUUGCAAUUGGCAAUCGAAGAAGCUAAACGCCGUGAGGAAGAGGAUAGAAGAAAAAGAGAGGAAGAAGCUCGUCAAAAACAGGAGAAAGAAGAAGCAGAACGCAAAGCAAGAGAAGAAGCAGAAAAACAACGAAUCGAGAUGGCUGAAAGGCUUAAGAAGGAAGAAGAGGAGCGCAAUGCCAGACGUAAACGAGUUGAGGCGAUUAUGCUCAGAACUAGAGGCAAAAAUCAAACCAAUACGUCUACCAAGGGAGAAGGCGGUGAUGGUGAUAAGCUAAAAGAAGACAGCCCUACUGACGAAAACAAACCGAUGCCGGACGGUAAAGGCGACGACGUCAUGACAGCUAGUUUAAUUUCCGAGGCGACUCAGCAAUUUAUCAGCGGCGAGCAACGGGCGCAUCACACAGAAAACAGUGUACCUACACCUGAUAUAGUGCACAACGGCACAACACAUAGCAACGGCAUUAACGAAAAUAAAAUUGUAUUGGAUAAUAAUCAGGGUAACGUUGAAGAAGAAUUGAACGGUCAUCAUACGAAUCAUGGGAACGGUAUCAACAGUCAAUCGAUUACGCUGGACAAUGCCACUGUCAAGCAAAACAACGUGACCAACAACCUGUUAGACCUGUCGGACUUCGAUACUCUGAGUAAUAACAGUACCGGCUACGAUACCGGGCCGAUACUCGAACUGACGCCCAAUUUGGCGAAUGAGGAUACCCUCAACUCCAAUCUAAAUCCGGCGGCGAUACCAUUUACCCCGAUGGGGUUUGUGCCCGCCACUGCUAAUGCCAAUAUCAAUCCGUUCCAGGACAAUUUUAUCAACAAACCACAGGAUAACAAUCAAGUACCAGAUCUACUAUCAUAAAGUGUCUCUUAAACGUUUCCGGACGAACAAAAAAAGAGCAGUUGGGCAACCAUAACCGAAUUGCUCAUAACGAGCAGUAGCUAUAUUCGGAACGAGACGUUGUUGUUUAUGAUAAUGUAAAUAACCGCCGUCGCGCGACGUAUCAUGUGUAAAAGGGAUAUCUCGGUGAAGCGAGAAUGAGGGCACAAAGACUAUCCCCGUGUCCGACAACCAUGCCGAGCUCUGAGCGUUGUCACUGGGAAGAUGUGUAAAAUAUAAUAUAUAAUAUUAAUUGAUUAUUAUUAUGCAACAGCAAGUAUGGACACUCAAUCUGUGUGUCGUAGUACGCUAUUAGACAAAUGUAACUUUCUAAAGGAAGGGGAUUGAGGCCUAUUUGUAACACAUCAUUUUCGGAUGUUCAUUACACAGACAUAUUUUACGAUAACGAAUGACAUGAAAUUAUUUUUUCUCUCACAUACACACGCAAUAUACAUAUACACACACGACUUUACUCUUAUCACACAUACAUGCGUGUGUAGAUUACAAGUAAGAUUUUUGAGACGUUAAUUAAUAGAGAUGACAAAAUUGGAAAUUGUGCGAAGAGUAAAUGACGAAUAAACAUAACACAAGACGCAAAAGAAGAAGAGAGGUAAAAUAGAAGUCAGAUCAAACGCUGAGAAUGUAUCUGCCAAAACGAUGGAUUAGAGAAUGUCCUUAAUAUAUAAGAUAACGUAGCAUGGUAUUAUCUUAUAACAAUUUCACGAGCAGAUCUAAAUGCGUUAUCGAAUUCAACAUAAGAGACAUUCUGCAGAUACGAGAUGGGG